AUGAACCCCAGCAUUGUGAAUUCUCGCAGAGUAAUCAUUCGCAUCCUGUCAUCGUCCGCGAUCGAUUUCGAGGCUCAGCCGAUAGAGUUCAGAACACGUACUGGAAGGAAUCCAAGUCCCCGCGCCAUGGAAGGUCAACGUGGAUCAAAAACCAGAGACGGUAGAUGGGAGUGAUUGAUGAUAAUCGGUGCAUGGGCAGUCAUGACGUUAAGCGCUUGUUCUUUUUUUUUUUUUUUUAAUGUCAAAUUUAUAGUCUAUCGGGGCGAAGCCCCAUGUCAGACGUUACAACUUCGUAGACUACCUAAGGCCCCUAGUGCCUGUAAUUCCUGACCCCCUACGGACCACCUCUUGCACUGGAGAGGGCACGCCCAUGGCGAUCAUUCCCCCUCCUAGUCCGGCAUGGAAACGCCGUUUAGAGAUGAUGAUCAUUCUCGGAGCCGGAAGAGCCCAAGAAUUCGGCCUGUAUGACAUCGUUUAGUGACCGAAUAAUGAGAAGAGGUGAUUGGGAGGUGGUUAUAAAUUUGACAGCAAGGGAUGUUUUCACGUAUAACAAGUCUUCAUGGAAA
This is a messenger RNA of Laccaria bicolor S238N-H82, 566 nucleotides long. RefSeq lists its product as uncharacterized. The coding region runs from base 1 to 174 and encodes 57 amino acids. The record is from RefSeq and is a predicted model, not a curated record. NCBI's taxonomy places the organism in Eukaryota, Fungi, Basidiomycota, Agaricomycetes, Agaricales, Hydnangiaceae. The transcript is spliced from 2 exons.